AUGCAGCCCCUACUUUUUCAGGAUGUGCCGACCUGUGAGGAGCCGGGCAUGCCGGGCCAAUGCAUGGCCAUGAUAGUCAAUGAAAACGGCCAGACGAUGCUGUUGAGGCUGUGCCCCGGCGGUGGCAAGUUUAAGGCGGUCCACGAGGCUAAAGAAGGAGCGGAGCUGUGGGCUGCGGUAUGCGACACGGAUCUGUGCAACAACUGGGAUGCAGCCGGGAUCAAGGCGAAGGCGUCCACCUCGUCCAUCUCGUACCUCAUCGCCAUCACCAUCGUCGUCGCCAAGUUCAUCGCCAUGCAC
Messenger RNA from Mesorhabditis spiculigera, 300 nucleotides. Lineage: Eukaryota; Metazoa; Nematoda; Chromadorea; Rhabditida; Rhabditidae. The record is from the annotation of a GenBank genome assembly.